Gongylonema pulchrum is the source of this 543-nucleotide messenger RNA. NCBI's taxonomy places the organism in Eukaryota, Metazoa, Nematoda, Chromadorea, Rhabditida, Gongylonematidae. The record is from the annotation of a GenBank genome assembly.
AUGGUCUGGCAGCCGUUACAUCCCGAUGAGGACGUGUUUUUCAAUUUUGCACUGGAAAUCGUCAAUAAAGCUGGGCGGUGUCAUUCUUCGCUUUCUGGAAAACUCCUCCCUUACCCUGAGCAAGUUUUCACUUCCAUACACACUUGUUGUAUAUUGCAGCUGGUACGAGCUGCCUUCGAACAGCCCUGUGCAGAAGUGCAUACGAAAUUGUCGAAUACAGAUCUUGUAACAGAAACCGAUCAGGCCGUUGAAAAGCUACUAAUCGAGAAUAUUUCGAAGAAAUUUCCUGACCAUAAAUUUAUUGGCGAAGAAUCAGUAGCGGGCGGCCAAAAAAUUGAUUAUACGGAUGCGCCAACCUGGAUUAUUGAUCCAAUUGAUGGUACCACUAAUUUUGUUCACAGGUUAACUGAUUAUUACUUUUUUUUUUUUUUGAUUUUACGUCCUUCCAGCACAGCGGAGCAUGAUACCAUAGGUGUGAAUUCUGUGUUUGAUGUUUUAUUUAAUAUUAUCAAUUUAUCAUCGAAACGAAUGAACGAAUCGUAG